AUGUCCGGCAAAACCAUUUCAGCACGGAUUGACAGCAGAAUGCCCAAGACGUUCCGCCCGCGUGCCGUCCCGCAAAAACCGCCCGCCGCCCGCUGCCAUUCGGCCGAGGUCAGCUGGACGAACAGCACCGCCGUGGACCACCGUCGACCUCGGACGGCAGCGCCCGGUGAAACGUCGGCGUCUCCGCCGAAGCAUUGCCACCGGUUGGGCCACGUUCCGGCGUAUCUGCGCCGGAGUCAAGCCUCGUCGAUGGACGGGUCAAUGACCAAGCUGGCAGGGAAAGAGCAGGAACGGAAGCCGACGGUGAUACCGCUGGUUCACAAGCUGGGGUCGAUUCCGGCGUAUUUGAGGACGAAUCGGUCGUCUUCGGCUGGCGAAGAUCGUGAGACUAAACCAGAUCAGAGGAAAAGAGCUAUGGAUGACAAGAAGGCCUCGGGCAGUAGUUCUGAGUGGAGUCUGAUUUUGGAAGAGAUCAGGUGUUUGCGACAGGACCUACGGCGCUGUAGUAACAUUGGACUCUUCAUAAGUCCGCUGAACCAAUCCAACGUGAUAAUUCGACUACAGCAAAAGUUGCUCAAAUCAAUCAGAAGCAUCAUGUUGAAGGAUCUGUCGAUCUAA
Messenger RNA from Culex quinquefasciatus (southern house mosquito), 618 nucleotides. RefSeq lists its product as uncharacterized. The transcript has 3 exons. The coding region runs from base 1 to 618 and encodes 205 amino acids. The record is from RefSeq and is a predicted model, not a curated record. NCBI's taxonomy places the organism in Eukaryota, Metazoa, Arthropoda, Insecta, Diptera, Culicidae.